AUGAACCCAAUCCAACACCCCCAAACUCCCAAAAUUAACCACAAACCUCUCAUGAUGCAAAUCAUGCAUCCUGGCCACACCCCCCAAAAACCCAAACCCGCUAUGCACCGUCGUCGUCAUCACCAACUCAUACCCCAAAAACACCCAGAAGGUGCAUACAUGGCUACCCAGGAUCUGUGGUGGGAGGGCGAUGGGGAGCACGUUGGCAAAGACCUGCUCGAUUGGAUGGGCGUAUUGAGCGGAGAGGGCGAUCGGGGCUGUGAAUCUGUGGUGUUGUUUGUGGAGACGGGCGUAGAGGGAUGGAUGGUGGAGGAGGCGGUGGGUGUAGUAGAAGAGGGCUUCGCGGAGGAGGAGGCUGAGGGUGAAGUUGGAGAGGAGGGAGGGGAGGGAGGGGAGGGUGGAGGUGAUGCGGUAAGGUUGGUGGUGGAGGAGGUGGAUUUGGAAGAGGUGGAGGAGGGAGGUGAGGAGUUGGUUGCGGGCGACGAUGAGGAAGCAGUGCAGGAUCGUCUGGCGGGUGGGUUGUUUGGCGGCGGGCUGGAUCUUGUGGCGUUGGGAGAAGGUUGGGAAGAGGAUGUCGAGAAGGAGGUAGCAGAGAGAGGGAACCCAGAAGGUGAGGAUUUGGACGGCGAGGGUGCCCACGAACUCAAUGGAUUGCGGAGAGUAGGAUUCGACGAUGUCGGACCAGAGUUGGCCCAUCUUCUUUUGACUAGCUUAACAGGUGGGAUAUGA
Messenger RNA from Aspergillus affinis, 729 nucleotides. RefSeq names its product fatty acid hydroxylase superfamily-domain-containing protein. The record is from RefSeq and is a predicted model, not a curated record. NCBI's taxonomy places the organism in Eukaryota, Fungi, Ascomycota, Eurotiomycetes, Eurotiales, Aspergillaceae. The transcript has a single exon. Bases 1 to 729 code for a protein of 242 amino acids.